Olea europaea var. sylvestris is the source of this 751-nucleotide messenger RNA. RefSeq names its product O-acyltransferase WSD1-like. NCBI's taxonomy places the organism in Eukaryota, Viridiplantae, Streptophyta, Magnoliopsida, Lamiales, Oleaceae. Gene Ontology annotation, cellular component: plasma membrane. The transcript has 2 exons. Gene Ontology annotation, biological process: triglyceride biosynthetic process. The record is from RefSeq and is a predicted model, not a curated record. Gene Ontology annotation, molecular function: long-chain-alcohol O-fatty-acyltransferase activity; diacylglycerol O-acyltransferase activity. The coding region runs from base 56 to 751 and encodes 231 amino acids.
AGACUAAAGAUGAGUGAAACAAUGGAAGAAGGUAGAAGUGAAUAUCAAAGACCAUAUGUACAAACCUAUUUUUCCAGAAGGGAAAUCUGUAGAAUUCUAUGAUAAUUUUUUUAAUCAAUAUUUAUCGAAGUUAGCAAUGGAUCAGCUUCCAAAAAGCAGGCCAUUAUGGGAAAUUCACAUAAUCAAAUACCCUACAAAAAAUUCAGCUGGAAAUAUUGUUUUUAAGCUGCAACAUGCAUUGGGAGAUGGUUUUUCUCUAAUGGGAGCUCUUCUUUCUUGCUUGCAAAGAGUAGAAAAUCAUCAACUGCCCUUAACAUUUACUGCACUGAUGAAUGAGAAUAUGAAUAUUGAUGAUGAUCACAAGGGCAUUUUCAAGAAUGUGACUAGUAUUUUUAACACUGUAUCAGAUUUCGGAUGGAGCCUAUUGAAGAGCAGUGUUAUUGAAGACGAUAAGUCCCCAAUAAGGUCCGGUGAUGUUAGAGUCGAGUUUCGGCCAAUCACCAUUACCACCAUGACUUUCUCUCUCAAUCAAAUUAAGAAAAUGAAGGAAAUUCUUGAAGUGGUAAGACUAUACUUUUUUUUUGCGACAGCUGGCAGGAGACGGUGGUUCGAUGUUAAAGUUGUGGUGGGAGAAGAUUGGGGUUUGGACAUUGGGUAUACACUUACUAGGUCGGAGAUUAGAGCCCCUAAUCUAGGAGAAGUCGGCUGCCGGUGGACUGGAACUAGAAGCCGACGAUUGCGAGAGAAGUAG